This is a messenger RNA of Psammomys obesus (fat sand rat), 3524 nucleotides long. RefSeq names its product lamin B receptor (gene Lbr). Gene Ontology annotation, molecular function: oxidoreductase activity, acting on the CH-CH group of donors, NAD or NADP as acceptor. Gene Ontology annotation, biological process: sterol biosynthetic process. Lineage: Eukaryota; Metazoa; Chordata; Mammalia; Rodentia; Muridae. The record is from RefSeq and is a predicted model, not a curated record. The transcript is spliced from 14 exons. Bases 103 to 1962 code for a protein of 619 amino acids. Gene Ontology annotation, cellular component: nuclear inner membrane.
GUCGCGCGCGGAACGGCCGGGGGGCUGUUGGCUUGGCUGACCGUGCCGGGGAGGGUGGCUGGAGGAGUUCCCGCUGGAGCGAGGCCAGACUAACUUUAGAAAAUGCCAAGUAGGAAGUUUGCCGAGGGUGAAGUGGUCAGAGGUCGAUGGCCUGGGAGCUCCCUUUAUUAUGAAGUAGAAAUUCUGAGCCAUGACAGCAAAUCCCAGCUCUACACCGUAAAGUACAAAGACGGCACCGAGCUGGAGCUGAAGGAGAGUGACAUCAAGCCUUUAAAAUCCUUUAAGCAAAGGAAAAGUGGCUCAACUUCCAGCUCUCCUUCAAGACGCCGUGGCAGCCGCUCGAGGUCACGCUCCCGAUCUCCUGGCAGAGCACCAAAAGGUUCCAGAAGAUCUGCCUCUGCUUCCCACCAGCCUGACAUUAAGGAAAAGGAAAUGAGGAGGGAGAUUCUGCAAGUUAAACUGACUCCACUUGUACUGAAGCCAUAUGGAAACAGCGUCAGUAGAUACAAUGGGGAGCCUGAGCACACGGAGAGGAAUGACAUACCUCAGAAGAACACGCAGGAAAGCGUCAUUUUGCCACCAGAAGGCAGUUAUAUAGCUACACAGUACAGCCUUCGUGCAAGAAGAGAGGAGGUCAAAGUCAAAGAAACUGAGUCCAAGGAACAAAACCUUGUUAGCAGAGGACCUGCACCUUUGGAAACCUUCCAAGUGAGCACUCCACCGCGGAAGGACCUGGAGUUCGGAGGAGUGCCUGGUGCGUCCCUCAUCAUGCUUGGCCUGCCCGCCUUCCUGCUGCUGCUGCUGCUGCGGUGCAGACAGACGGACCCCAGUCUGCUGAGCGCCCUGCCUCCUCUGCCGGCUUUGGAUGAGCUGUGGGAGACCAGAGUGUGUGGGGUCUACCUCCUCUGGUUUUUGCUUCAAGCUCUCUUCUACCUGCUGCCAGUUGGGAAGGUUGUAGAAGGAACACCUCUUGUUGAUGGAAGAAGACUCAAGUAUAGACUAAAUGGACUCUAUGCCUUUGUCCUGACGUCUGUACUCGUGGGAGCGGCCCAGUUCUGGGGCGUAGAGCUGUGUUACCUGUACACUCAUUUCCUUCAGUUCGCAGUGGCCGCCACUGCUUUCUCCGUGGUCCUGAGUGGUUAUCUGUAUGCCCGCUCUUUGAAAGCCCCCCGCGACGAGCUGGCCCCUGCCAGUUCUGGAAAUGCUGUCUAUGACUUCUUCAUUGGCCGGGAAUUAAAUCCUCGAAUUGGUGCCUUUGAUCUCAAAUAUUUUUGUGAAUUGCGCCCUGGAUUGAUUGGAUGGGUGGUUGUUAACUUGGUGAUGCUUUUGGCUGAAAUGGAAGAACAGAAGCGUAGUGCCCCGUCCUUGGCAAUGAUCUUAGUUAACAGUUUCCAGCUCUUGUAUGUGGUGGAUGCCCUUUGGAAUGAGGAAGCGCUGCUGACCACCAUGGACAUCGUCCACGAUGGCUUUGGCUUCAUGCUGGCCUUUGGGGAUUUAGUGUGGGUUCCGUUCUCCUACAGCCUCCAGGCCUUUUACCUGGUCAGCCAUCCCCAUGAAUUGUCCUGGCCACUGGCUUGUGUCAUCAUUGCUCUGAAACUUUGUGGAUAUAUAAUCUUCCGUUGUGCAAACUCUCAGAAAAAUGCAUUCCGCAAGAAUCCUGCUGAUCCAAAGCUUGCACAUUUGAAAACCAUUCACACGUCCACGGGAAAGAGUCUGCUUGUUUCUGGAUGGUGGGGCCUUGUUCGACAUCCCAAUUACUUGGGUGAUCUCAUCAUGGCUCUGGCGUGGUCCCUCCCGUGUGGGUUCACCCACCUCCUGCCCUACUUCUAUGUCAUCUACUUCACCGUGUUGCUCAUCCACCGAGAAGCCCGUGAUGAGCACCAGUGCAGGAGGAAGUACGGCCUGGCCUGGGAGAAGUACUGCCAACGCGUGCCCUACCGCAUAUUCCCCUACGUCUACUGACCUGUGCUCGAUGCCAGCGCUGGGCAGACUCCACAGAAACAAGGAGAAAGUCCAAAUGAACUAACCUCAUGCACUGACAGGAUCUCUGGGUUUGUUGUCUGAGUCAGGACUAUAGAGCCAAAUAGUACGUCUUUUAAUGUAGUUGUCUUUAUUCAUAUUAAAGUACAAUAAUUAAUAUAAGGGGAAAGCAGAGAUGGUAUAAUUUGAUUAAUAGAAAAAUUUUAGUCCAUAAAAAUCUGAAGUCUUAUUUUUAUAUCUUUUAAAAUUCUUUUUUCUUUUUGCCAUUUGAUUUUUUCCUAAAGUACAUCUAUGUUUAAGUUUAGUAUAUAGGUCAAACAAAAAGCCAGCCCAAUAUUGGUGGCAUAUGUGAAGAGUAAGGGCAGAUCACUCCCUGUUUAAGGGUGACCAUUCAUAGAAGUGGCCCAACCUCAGCCUUUAAAAGUGCAUUUGGAAGUGUAAAUAAAUACAUAGCUUACUUUUGUGUAAUAUAUAGUGACUUGUGAUUUUUCUGUACAGUUUUUGAAUGUGAGACAAUUGUCAGGAACUAAGUAGUUUUUUUAACAAAAGCAUUUUCAGUGUUUUAAAUUAAGUUUUGUAAAGUAAUGUGAAUUUAAAAGUGUAAAGCAAUUAGAAUUCAUUUAAAGUUGAAAUAUGGGAAAGUUAUUUUUCUUUAUCCAAAGUUUGUGGAUUUGGCUUUGCUACCUCAGUUUGCAGGUGUUUGUUUGCCUUCAUGAACUGUUGCAAAUAGAAAAAAAUAUAUAUAUUUUUGGAGUAACAGCACUAUUUAAACAUUUUUACUUGCAGUGGUGUUGGGAAAUUUGCCAUUUUAGGCUACUACUAUUUUUAUAUAUAUAUUUUUUGAUUUACAAAUUCAACAGUGUUUUUGCUACUGUUUAGCUCAUACAGUUUAUACUAUUUUGUAUCCUUUAUCAUCUUUAGAACUCUCUAGAAAGGAGCUCUGCCUGAAACAACUUUAAGGAGCUAAUUGAAACUUGUUUUAUGUUUCAGUUUAGUAGAUGUACAUAGCUUGUUGUAGCCAUUCAAUUCUAGUGAGGUUGAUUAGUUUCAUAGAAUCUGUUCUGGAGCAGGAUAAGCACAAGACUGUUAUCGUCAAAGCUACUUUGUUCUCAGAAUCUUAACAUAAGGGAUGUAAUACAUAUUGUGUACAUUUGGGUUUGUUUCUAUUGCACAAGUCACAUGAGCCAGAUACAAAGUGUUCCUUCUGCUCUGCAGCGUAGGGCGUAUGUAAUGUUAAUGUGAUCCUGAGGAUACACUCCGCAUUCUGUAAUUUUUAGACUGUUUUUAUGAAAUUGUCAUUGUUUUACUAAGGGCUGCAGCAGGUGUUUCUCUAUUAAGCUGUUCUCCUGGUAUAUAUACAUGGUAUGUGCUAAGCUUAUAAGGAAACUUUGGGUAAGAUUAAAGACAUUGGGUUCUUUGCCGGGUAGUGAGAAGAGUCUGUGAUAGGGCAGUACAACAGUGCCUGGAUAUCAGGGGCAAGUUUUUAAUUGGAUGUUUGGCAAUAAAAUUUCAGAUGAAAAUAAAGAGUUGCUUUGGUCACUUUA